GGAAGGAGAUAACUGAGAGACAGACAGAGAGUGAGAAGAAGGAGAAGAAGAAGAGAGAAAGAGGGUAAACAGUCUCCUACUCUGCUAAGGCCAAGGAGUCAGAUAGCUCGUCCUCAUGCUCGUUCUUGUCGUAUAGGGUUGAAGUGAAGGAUAUAUUAAAAGUGGUGAAGUGUUGUAGGGUGAAAACGGCAAAGAAAGAGCGAGAACAAUGUAUGGGGAUUGUCAAGUGAUGUCAAGCAUGGGAGGUAACGUGGUGGUAAACUCAGAAACGCUCUUCUCUUCGUCAAUCCAAAACUCAAACUUCAACUUCAUGCCCACCAUGCCUUUCCAGCCCUUUCAACCUCCCAUGACGACACAGAAAGAAGAAGACGGGAUAAUGAUGCGAGGGAAGGAAGAGAUCAUGGAGAGCGGGUCUGGUAGCGAGCAAGCUGAUCAUGACAAGUCUGGGAACGAGCAAGACAGUGAACAGCCAGCCAAGAAGAAGCGUUAUCACAGGCAUACUGCUCGUCAGAUCCAAGAAAUGGAAGCUUUGUUCAAGGAAUGUCCUCACCCGGACGACAAGCAAAGGAUGAAAUUAAGCCAGGAGCUGGGUUUGAAGCCGCGACAAGUGAAGUUCUGGUUUCAGAAUCGUCGAACUCAGAUGAAGGCACAACAAGAUCGAACUGACAAUGUGAUACUGAGAGCAGAAAAUGAGAACCUGAAGAAUGAGAACUAUCGUCUGCAAGCAGCUUUGCGCAAUGUGAUGUGUCCUAAUUGUGGUGGUCCAGCCAUGAUGGGUGGUGAUCUGGGCAUGGAUGACCAUCAGCUUCGCCUUGAAAAUGCUCGCCUUAGAGAAGAGCUAGAUCGCGUUUGUUGUCUCACUUCGAGAUACACAGGCCGUCCAAUGCAAACAAUGGCGUCACCAGCUCCUUCUCUGUUGGCUCCUUCAUUGGAUUUGGACAUGAACACAUACUCAAGGCACUUUCCUGAUCCUGUUACUUCUUGUACCUCGGAGAUGAUUCCUGUCCCUAUGCUGCCUCAUCCGGAUACUUCACCAUUCCCAGACGGUGGUCUCUUGUUAAUGGAAGACGAGAAAUCUCUGGCAUUGGAGCUCGCACUGUCGUCCAUGGAUGAACUCCUCAAGAUGUGUCACGUAAACGAGCCUCUUUGGAUGAGAAACAGUGAGAAUGAGAGGGAAAUGCUCAAUUUUGAGGAGCAUGCGAGGCUGUUUCAUUGGCCUCUGAAUUUCAAGAACCAUUCGCCUGGACUCAGGAGAGAAGCUAGCCGUGACACUGCUGUGGUCAUAAUGAAUAGCGUCACUCUUGUUGACGCCUUCCUUGAUGCUAUUAAGUGGAUGGAAUUGUUCCCCACCAUUGUUUCUAGGGCAAAAACUGUCCAAAUCAUAUCGUCGGGUGCUUCUGGUCAUGCAAGUGGGUCUCUUCAGCUGAUGUACGCAGAAUUACAGGUGAUUUCUCCCUUAGUGCCAACUCGUGAGACUCAUUUUCUUCGUUAUUGCCAGCAAAACGCUGAGGAGGGAACCUGGGCCAUUGUUGAUUUCCCCCUUGAUAGUUUCCACGAAAAUUUUCACCACUCUUAUCCCAGAUAUUGCAGGCGACCCUCCGGCUGUAUUAUUCAAGACAUGCCAAAUGGAUACUCAAGAGUGACAUGGGUGGAGCACGCAGAGGUGGAAGAGAAACCAGUGCAUCAGAUAUUCAGUAACUAUGUGUACAGUGCAAUGGCGUUCGGAGCACAGCGUUGGUUGGGAGUUUUGCAGAGGCAAUGUGAGAGGGUCGCGAGCCUCAUGGCAAGGAAUAUUUCAGACCUUGGAGUGAUACCCUCACCAGAAGCGAGGAAGAACUUGAUGAAACUGGCUCAGAGAAUGAUAAGAACGUUUAGCCUGAACAUGAGCACCUCGAGUGGUCAAUCAUGGACGGCAUUGUCAGACUCUCCUGAAGACACUGUUAGAAUUACAACAAGGAAGAUAACUAACCCAGGCCAACCUAAUGGCGUCAUACUCAGUGCAGCCUCCACCACCUGGCUUCCUUAUUCUCACUCCAAGGUCUUUGACCUCCUCAAGGACGAACGUCGCAGAUCUCAGCAGUUGGAUUUUCUCUCCAAUGGGAACUCUUUGCAUGAAGUGGCUCAUAUUGCUAACGGCUCACAUCCAGGAAAUUGCAUCUCUCUUUUGCGCAUAAAUGUGGCGAGCAACUCAUCGCAGAGCGUAGAGCUAGUGGUGCAAGAGAGUUGCACCGACCAGUCGGGAAGUCUGGUGGUGUACGCCACCAUCGACGUCGAAUCAAUUCAGCUCGCCAUGUCCGGUGAGGACCCUUCCUCCGUAGCUCUUCUUCCGCAAGGCUUCCACAUCGUUCCCGCAACAACUUCCGUCACCAAUAUCAAUGCCAAUUCGACCGAAGCAUCAGCCACCACCGUCGCACCCCCGCCGCCGCUACAUUCUUCUUCUCUGAACCAAGCUUGUCUCCUUACAGUGGGCCUCCAAGUUCUGGCAAGCACUAUCCCUUCUGCGAAACUCAACCUCUCCAGCGUCACCGCCAUUAACAACCAUCUCUGCAAUACUCUGCACCAAAUUGAAGCUGCUCUUUGCAGUGAUCAUAAUGGCACUUUUUUCGGGUCCUGCACUGAACCCGCCACUACGGACACCCCUAAGCAAUAGUUGAGUCUGUUGUUGUAACUGAUGAAACAGAACCUUAGUCAUGAAGAGAUUCGGUCUAAAAACUAGCAGCAGACCAGACCAAACCAACUGAAAAUGAGGCGUGUUAGAAUAUAUUGAUCGAAUCUGAGUAAGAACUAUUGUGUUAAUUAAGUUAUUAGUAUGUUAAAUAGGUUAGGGAAAGGUGUCAAUGGAUUACUGUGUGAGGGAAUAGAGAGGGGACAGAGGGAGUCAAGAGCGCACCAGAUAGAUAUAUAUAUAUAUAUAUAUAGUUAUAGAACCCUUGGCUCUGUGGUAUAUGUAAGGCCAUUUUGCGGGCUUAUUAAUACUGCUGAGAAGGGGUGGUGGUUCGGGUAUUGACUUCUGCUUCUAUGUCUCGGCCUCUCUGCGUCGUCAUGGAUCAUAUUUUGAUGCUUUGUCAUAUUGAAUUUGAUUCUGAUCAAUCACAUUGUUAAUGUUUCUGUGUCUGUUUAAUUUACCCUUUCAUGAUCGACUUGGUGUACGUUAGCUUGGAUGUUUCUUGGUUCUCUCACUUCUUGGUUUAGCUGGCUCUCAUAUCUCUCAAUAGCCCUUUCAAAUUCUGUGUAUUUUGUAGUCAACGAGGAUUUCAAGCAGUUUGU
Messenger RNA from Prosopis cineraria, 3267 nucleotides. RefSeq names its product homeobox-leucine zipper protein HDG5. Bases 209 to 2650 code for a protein of 813 amino acids. The record is from RefSeq and is a predicted model, not a curated record. The transcript is spliced from 12 exons. Gene Ontology annotation, molecular function: lipid binding; DNA binding; DNA-binding transcription factor activity, RNA polymerase II-specific. NCBI's taxonomy places the organism in Eukaryota, Viridiplantae, Streptophyta, Magnoliopsida, Fabales, Fabaceae. Gene Ontology annotation, biological process: regulation of DNA-templated transcription.